Messenger RNA from Aphis gossypii (cotton aphid), 1677 nucleotides. Its product is annotated as nuclear RNA export factor 1-like. Lineage: Eukaryota; Metazoa; Arthropoda; Insecta; Hemiptera; Aphididae. The transcript has 3 exons. The record is from RefSeq and is a predicted model, not a curated record. Gene Ontology annotation, molecular function: RNA binding. The coding region runs from base 432 to 824 and encodes 130 amino acids. Gene Ontology annotation, cellular component: nucleus. Gene Ontology annotation, biological process: poly(A)+ mRNA export from nucleus.
UAAAGCUUUUAAUGUUAUUAUUGAAUAAAAUAUUUACCCAUAAGAAUAAUUAAUAUUAUCGAGUAGCAUUACAAAUGUAUUUAUAAAUAUCUUCAUUUAGAACAAAAUAUAUAUAACUCUAAGUAACUUAUGCUUUAUAUUUGUGUUGAAAAAAAUAUUAAGUUUUUGAUUUCCUAACCAGCAAGACUGAAUCUAGUACUUCACAAGAUAAAAAAAUAUUUUAUGAUAACAAUUUUUAAUUUUCUUUAUAUUUAUAUUAAUUUACAUUGAUGUUUAGGAUGUAGGACAAUGCUAUUUAAUUAUUUUCAGGAUAAUUCAGAACUGUCAUCUCGGUACAGUCUAAUUGGAACCAAAUUUAAAAUGCAAUUUAGUUUGGGUAAUUGUUAUUCAUACCAGCUGAAGUCCAUAAUCCUAAACUUCCAAAUCCUGUGAUGAGUUUAGUUGAAUCUUUUUCCACUCAAUACUAUGAGCGUCAUGAUAAUCAAGUGUCCAGACAAAUGGUUUCAGAAGCUUACCAUGAAAAUGCCACGGUUACAUUAUUCAGCAGCUUAUUAUUUAAAAAUGUCGACGAUAGUUUAUCACAGUAUCUACCUGAAAGUAAAAAUUUUUUAAAAACUGACAGCCACAAACAUGAAAAACGUCGUUAUUUACACAAAGGCAAAGAAAACAUAAUUAACUUUCUGGACAAAUCACCUAAAUCCAAGCAUGACCAUGGCUCACUCAUAGUUGAUGUUCCAUUGGCAAAUGCUGCAAUGGUUCAGAUUGUAUUAAAUGGUGUGUUUGCUGAAGACUUAAAAGAAACUAACGAUAGGCAUGUAUUUUGAUCAUUCUCUAGAAAAUUCUGUAUAGUGCCGGUUGGAAGAGGUUGGAGUAUAAUUAGCGAUAUGCUGUUUAUAACAACUGUCACCGAAGAGUUAUUAUUAGACAUUUAAUUUUUUGUUUGAUUCCUAUUUUAAGUUUAUCAAGUGAUAUAGUUUUAUCAUAAGCCACCCAUUAUUAUUAAAUUUAUUAAUCUUUAUUAAAAUGGUUUUCUUGCAUCAUUUAAGUCAAAAUAACAAUUUUUAUUAAUAUAAUAUGUAGAUAUAUAUAUAUAUAUUUUUUUUUUUUUUUUGAACAUAAACAUUUUUGAAGAAUAUUCUUAAAAGUAUUUUAUAAAACAAUAAAUUCUGAAAUAACGUGUACUCCCCUGCUAGAUUUUCCGAUUCCCCAAUAUCUUAUAUUAUACUUACAAUUCGGGGAAGGGAGGAUUGGAGUCUGAACCUCCUUAGCUAAGAUAUUGCUCUCCUGCAAAGAAAACCUGCGCACGCUUAUGUCUAUUAUUAAUUUAUAUUAUUUUACUUAUCUUAUUACCACGGUGUACUUGAUCUUAUUCUCGAAUCAAGUGUGUGAUCUCAAAUAACAAGUGUACUCAACACUACUUACUGGUUACUGACAUUUUAAAGUAGUAAUAAUAUGGCAUAAUUAUAUAUUAUUAUAAUAAUUAAAUACUUAAAAUAUAAUAAAUUUACGAAAAUUUACAAACUAUAAGUAUUUUAAAGUAAAACGUUUAUAGCUUAAGUUUGAAAAUGCAAUCUAUUUAUUUAUUUAGAUAGAAUUUAAAAAUUUAAUUUAAUAUAAGAUAAUUUACAAUUUUUUUUAUGAAAAAUCAGUUUAAUUAUUGUAGAAAAUCAAGUGAUC